GUUGAUAUCAAAAUAUUUUUAUCCACUUACCAGAUUCUGGUUUAGAAUUUAAAUCUUUAAGUAAUAAGUUUUAUGGAAUGUGAUAUUUUAAGAAUUUGUUCAUUUGGUAUCUUUAGAGGUAACAUCUGUAACUGGAAGUCUGGAACUGUUUUCACAGAACUGCGACUUAACCCUUUACCGGAAGUUAUCUGUAAAAGCAACUUGGCAAAGUAUAUUCUUGAAUUUGGAUGUAUUAAUAUUGUACGACUUGUGCAGGCUGAAAGCAGAAAGGCAACUGAUUCGGAACCAAGCCUCGACGUGGCAUUUUACACUGUUUCCUGUCUGCUGAAAAAGCGCGAAAAUUGAUACACAAGUUCGUGGGAAAGUCUUUUAUCUCAACCAUCGCGCAGCCCUGGAGCAGAAUGUCGGGAGUUCUACGGCGUAAUGUGGGAUACCUUUCCUCGCAGGCGGGGGCAGCUGCUAAGAACAGCAGUGUAGUGGUCAAGUGUGUUUGUAUCGCCGUUUUCUGUUGCUAUUUCCUGACGUUCUCCCACAGUGCUGUACAGGCACUGACCGUUACCCCGGGCACAUUGCUCCCUCCGCGUUUCCACAUAUGGACAGCCUUCACAACAGUAUUCAUGGAGCUGCACUGGUGGCUGGUUGUUAUUGAUCUGAUCGUGGUGGGACUAUGCGCUAAACUUAUUGAGCCGAUGUGGGGCGCUCUGGAGAUGCUGGUCUUCUUCGAAGUGAUGAACUUCAGCGUGGUCUUCAUGACUGUUGUGAUUUAUUUUAUUGGAUAUUAUACCACUUUCCAUGAGGAACUCUUGUUCGACACGUACAUUCAUGGUUUAACAGGUUAUGUCGCUGCAGUUUGUGUGGCGGUUAAACAAAUUAUGCCAGACCACGUUCUUUUCAAAAUACCGGUGGCCGGAAGUAUUAAAUUCCGCAACCGAAAUCUUCCGCUGUUGUUGCUUUUGGGAUUAUUGGUUGUGUGCUCCUUGCAUGUCACGGAAUGGGUGUAUUUUUGGAUGUUUCUUUCGGGAACGUACGCAGGAUUUAUAUAUCUGCGGUAUCUCCAGAAGCAUUCUAAUGGGAAUCGUGGCGAUAGCAGCGAAGCUUUUGAAUUUGCCACUUUCUUCCCGAAUGUGUUACAGCCACCGGUAUCUAAAGUUGUUAAUAUUUUUCAUGGUGUUUUGGUGAAACUUCGGAUACUUAAAAAGCAGCAGAGAAAGUACAACUUCGCCGAAUCGCUACCGAGUGGAAUCAGUGUGACCUUACCAGGUUCGAGUCAGUUGGAUGCCGAACGAAGAAAACAAAUCGCUUUAAAGGCGCUGAAUGACCGCCUGAGCUCACCUGAAAUUCCCGCGGCGAGUGCUGUUCCAUGGCCGAGUUUAGUGGAUGAUAUUGAAGAGGAAAAGAAUGCCAGGAUCGUUAGCGAAACAUCCGAGUUAAUAAAAACGCUUCCAUCUUCCGCUGCAGAGGAACAGGAGCAAUCUUGAAUACUGGUUAACCGUUAGAGGGAUGCUUAUUUUUGGAUCUUGAAGUGCUUCGGUUUCGCUGUUAUUGCGGCUGCCUGCUGGUAUAAUUGUAACUCGAUCGGUUUACCGGUUAGAUUGCGAAGUUCUGACUGAUGUGAAAAUUUGUACUUCGAGGUUUAUGUGAAUGACAUUAACAUGUCACUUGUAGGCCUUGUCGUAUAUAUUGUGCUUGCCAAUAAUGCACUACUUACCUAAUUGCAUAAUAUGUUAUACAGAUUUAUACUGGUAGACGGUAGUGUACGCACUGUACGGCAUCAGUCGCCAUCGUUGCACGCAAAUGCGGAAGCGAGUGCAUUGUCCAACUUUUUUGUUCUCUGAUCGAAAAUAAUACGUAGCCGCUGUAUUGAUUUUUAUUUAUCUGUAAGUUG
Paramacrobiotus metropolitanus is the source of this 1885-nucleotide messenger RNA. RefSeq names its product transmembrane protein 115-like. Gene Ontology annotation, biological process: retrograde vesicle-mediated transport, Golgi to endoplasmic reticulum. The transcript has 5 exons. NCBI's taxonomy places the organism in Eukaryota, Metazoa, Tardigrada, Eutardigrada, Parachela, Macrobiotidae. The coding region runs from base 402 to 1478 and encodes 358 amino acids. The record is from RefSeq and is a predicted model, not a curated record. Gene Ontology annotation, cellular component: membrane; Golgi apparatus.